Molecule: messenger RNA, 429 nt
Organism: Didymodactylos carnosus
Lineage: Eukaryota; Metazoa; Rotifera; Eurotatoria; Philodinida; Philodinidae
Source: the annotation of a GenBank genome assembly
AUGGAUUCAGUUAGUAAACCAGACGGUGUCACCGGGAAACUGUGUAAUUGGAUUGCAAACAUAAAGUACAGCGACAUUCCCGAACACAUCAAGGAAAGAGCCAAGUACUUGUUACUCGACGGUAUCGCUUGUGCACUCGUUGGCGCACAUCUUCCAUGGUCAGAAACAGCUGUCAAUGCCCUACUGGAAUAUGAAGAUACAGCUAACAAUGGUCCGUGCACUCUAAUCGGAUGGCCUGAUCGUCAUCUGAGUCCGAUGAAUGCGUCGCUACUAAACAGCACAUUUAUUCAAGGUUUUGAACUUGAUGACUGGCAUUUUAUUGCGCCUCUACACAGCAAUGCCAUCCUUCUAUCAUCGUUACUCGCACUCGCAGAUAGAUCGUUAGUCCAAGCACUUAGUUAUCGGAAUAUAUGUGCUUCAAAUUUUUAG